This is a messenger RNA of Euleptes europaea (tarantolino), 928 nucleotides long. RefSeq names its product cutC copper transporter (gene CUTC). Gene Ontology annotation, molecular function: copper ion binding. Bases 53 to 808 code for a protein of 251 amino acids. The record is from RefSeq and is a predicted model, not a curated record. Lineage: Eukaryota; Metazoa; Chordata; Lepidosauria; Squamata; Sphaerodactylidae. The transcript is spliced from 8 exons.
UGAGGUACAGCUGGACUUCUCCAUAAUCUCUUACUAUAUUUCUCCCCUAGGAAUGGCCAAUGGCUUUCUCAUGGAAGUAUGCGUUGAUUCAGUGGAGUCUGCCGUGAAUGCAGAAAGGGGAGGUGCUGGCCGCCUUGAAUUGUGUGCUAAUCUGAUGGAAGGAGGAACUACACCUAGCAUUGGCCUUUUGCAAGUAGUGAAGCAAUGUAUAAGGGUGCCUGUAUUUGUGAUGAUCCGUCCCCGAGGGGGGGAUUUCCUCUAUUCUGACCGGGAAGUGGACGUGAUGAAGGCUGACAUCCGACUGGCCAAGCAAUAUGGGGCUGAUGGGCUGGUAUUUGGAGCCUUGACUGAGGAUGGGCGUGUAGACACAGAGCUCUGCACAGCAUUGUUGGCUGUUUCUCGCCCCCUGCCAGUCACCUUUCAUAGAGCUUUUGACAUGGUCUAUGACCCACUGGCAGCCUUGGAGACAUUGAUAUCACUGGGGUUCGAACGAGUGUUGACCAGUGGCUGUGACAGCUCAGCCCUGGAGGGGCUGCCCUUAUUAAAACGGCUAAUGGAUCAGGCCAAGGGCAGAAUUGUUGUUGUGCCAGGGGGAGGCAUAACCGAGAGAAACCUGCAGCGAAUCUUGGAGGGCUCUGGCACGUCUGAGUUUCACUGCUCAGCUCGCUCAGCUAGUGACUCUGGCAUGAAGUUCAGGAAUCCCAGCGUAACCAUGGGAGGCUACCUCUCUGCAUCUGAAUAUUCCAUCAAGGUGGCAGACGUGGCCAAAGUGAGGACCCUGAAUGCAAUUGCAAAGAACAUCCUGUAGAAAAAAAAUGCUGUGUAUAGAUAGGAAGACCCAGAGUCCUGGGAUCUGCCCAGGCUUUAGAUGUAGACAUUUCAACAUCAUCCCAGCCAGAGCUUAAAGGACAUGGGCCAAUCAAAUGAA